UCCAGUAAAAGCUGAUACACAAAAGAAAUAACUAAAAAUUAUUACCGACUUACCUACCGUAAUUAGUGCUGUUAUUUAAUUGUUUAAAACAAAAGUAAAACUAUCAUUAUGGAGAAGAAGUGCUGUGUAAUUGGUUGCAAAACCCUAAUGGACAAAACCGAUGUCAAAUUACACAGAAACACUGUCUUUAUGGAAAGCAGCUACCAGUCAGACAAUAGAAUGGGAACCUACUCAAUACAGUGGAUUAUGUGACAAUCAUUUUGAAAAAACUGAAUAUAUAACUAAUGAUGGAAAAGGAUUUUUAAAACCAACAGCAGCCCCAACAAUUAAAUAUUGUGCAGAUUUUAUGGGGUACAGCAAAAAAAAGUCACUAAAUGCAUGUAUUGAUGCAGAGCAAAUGGAAAAAAGUGUAAAAGACAAGCCAGUGAAUAUUAAAAACCAACUUACAAAGGAUUCAUAUUUAAAAAAAAUGAAGACUUUGAAAAAUAAAAAACAAAGAAGUACUAAGGACAAUGAUUUAAAAUUGAUGAACCAAAAAAUCCGUUUUCUCAAAAAUGUAAAAAAUAUAACGUAUUUGUUGCUAGAACCAUUAGUAUUUUCCGUUUAUAUAGAGGAUGAAAUGAAAAAAUUAAAGCAACAUAAAGAGGUUUAUUCUACUGCAAAAUCUCAGAUUAAACAUGUAUUAAAGUAUGGAAUGCUUCAGGCCUUAGGAAUUAAAAAUUAG
Molecule: messenger RNA, 724 nt
Organism: Rhopalosiphum padi (bird cherry-oat aphid)
Lineage: Eukaryota; Metazoa; Arthropoda; Insecta; Hemiptera; Aphididae
Exons: 4
Coding region: 161-724 (187 amino acids)
Source: RefSeq, a predicted model, not a curated record